Messenger RNA from Penaeus chinensis, 1106 nucleotides. It is a transcript of the gene mRpS2, whose product is annotated as 28S ribosomal protein S2, mitochondrial-like. Gene Ontology annotation, biological process: translation. Gene Ontology annotation, cellular component: mitochondrial small ribosomal subunit; ribosome. The record is from RefSeq and is a predicted model, not a curated record. The transcript has 4 exons. NCBI's taxonomy places the organism in Eukaryota, Metazoa, Arthropoda, Malacostraca, Decapoda, Penaeidae. The coding region runs from base 159 to 944 and encodes 261 amino acids. Gene Ontology annotation, molecular function: structural constituent of ribosome.
GAUCGUGGCAAGAGAGAAAAAGGUCCUAUAAGACCAGCCGGGCCGAACCGCCAUCUACGUGUGUGAAGCGGAACCAAGGGCGGCGGGACGUGCAACAUCUCGCCGAGUUCUGAGGCUCAAUUCAGGCCGCUUCUGCCUCUCCGACUCCUUUUCUGACCAUGGCGGCGUGUGGCAGGAGGAUCUCACGUUACCUAAGCUCCGGACUUUUGCGUGGCAUUCAAAGAUGCCAGCUCUCAUCACUCUCCAGACCUGCACACAACCAACAACAGCUGAUGGAGAGGGAAAAUGGUAGUGACUCAGAAGUUCAAGAAGAACAAAUGAGGGCAACGUUGAAGUAUCCAGAUUAUUUUAAAGUUGCCAAUUUAUUUACUGUAGAAGACCUUUUCAAAGCUCGAGUUCACCUUGGACACAAAGAGGGCUCUCUUGAUCCCUGCAUGCAUCCCUUCGUCUUUGGGUCUCGCCUUGGGCAUCUCAUCAUAGAUCUUGACCAGACAUCGCAACAUUUACGUGAAGCUCUGAAUUUCACAGCCCACAUAGCUUACCGUGGAGGAAUCAUACUUUUCGUCUGUAGGAAUCCACAAUUUCAGCAUUUGGUAGAAAACACAGCCAAAGAUUGUGGUGAGUAUGCCCACACCAGAUUUUGGCAAGGAGGAAUCCUCACGAAUUCAACCAUCCAGUUUGGAUGUGAAACUCGAUUACCAGACCUCGUAAUCUUUAUUAAUACCUUGAACAAUGUCCUCACUCAGCAUACUGCAGUCAGGGAUUCAGCAAAGAUGUUAAUUCCUACUGUUGGUAUUGUUGAUACUAAUUGUAACCCAAACCUUAUCACAUACCCUGUUCCUGGAAAUGAUGACACUCCUUCAGCUGUAAAAUUGUACUGUGAUUUGUUUAAAAAUGCAAUUUUAAGGGGAAAAGAAAAAAGAAAGGAGUUGUCAGGGUUGUAAUUUUUUUGUUGUUUUUGUUUUCAUUAUUGUAUGAUUCCCAUUGUAUGUAUCAUGUAAAUCAACAGUGUAAUAAGUUCAAAGGCAAGAAGAUUUAGCUAUAAUAUGAACAAUGAAUCUUGGCAAUUUUUCCUGUACAUAUUGUAUAAAAGAAAGUUGAUGAAA